This is a messenger RNA of Ilex paraguariensis (yerba mate), 3634 nucleotides long. The record is from the annotation of a GenBank genome assembly. Lineage: Eukaryota; Viridiplantae; Streptophyta; Magnoliopsida; Aquifoliales; Aquifoliaceae.
CAUCAAACCCACUACUCCGAUCAGAUCUCUACAAAAAUCCCAAAACUCCAGUUCCCUCAAAUGGGAUUUUCUCGAUAUCUUCAAUUUGGAGCUCCGAAUUGAAAUGCAGUCGAAUUCAGAGCCAUUUGCUUUGAGUCCAUUCGCAGCAUUCAAUGGAGAUUUGAGCGAAGGUGGGUUCGAGGUUUCUAGGGUUUUGUUCUUAGGUUCGUUGCUGUUCUUCGGAGGAGGAGGAGGUGGUAUGGAUUUUUCGAAAGUUGGGGAGAAAAUUCUCAGCUCUGUUCGCUCCGCCAGAUCUCUGGGCCUCCUUCCUUCUACUUCCGAUCGCCCCGAUGUUCCAGCCCGAGCUGCAGCGGCAGCUGCAGUUGCACGUGCUCUUGCUGGGCUCCCUCCCCAUCAGAGGUAUAGUCUCUCAUCAAGCUCUGAAGAACUGAGUUCAAUAUAUGGAAGCAGGCCCCAUGGCCCAGUUGUGGAGGAGCUCGAGGAAGAAUUCUAUGAAGAGGAGUUUGAUCCCGUGAGACAUGUUCUGGAGCAUAUUCCAUCUGAAGGAAAUGAACUUGAAUAUUUCGAGGAAAAGGCUGCUCUUAGAUUAGCCCAGCUGGACAGGAUAGGAGAACGUCUAUCCCACCAUGUUAUGGAGCAUCAUGAAGAAAUGGGGCUGGAUCUGGGUUGUGGAAGCUCUGCUGUGGAAGUUCAGUGUGUUAGGGAAAAAGAUGGCUGCAGUCCACACGCAAACCAGGCAAGUGGAAGACCGCUUGCUGUUGGAGACACAUCAGUGAAGGGGAUGCAAUUGGUGGGGGAAUUGGAGAAGGACUUGAAGGUUGCAAAUGUCAUUUGCAUGAAUGGGCGAAGACACCUAACCUCAUCGAGGACUGAGGUAUCAAGGGAUCUCAUUGUCACUACAAAUUCUAAAAAGAAACAAGCACUUCUGGAAAUGCUUCCAAUCUUAACUGAGAUUCGUCGUGCACUUGAAAUGCAAGCAGCACUUGAAACCCAUGUCGAGGAAGAAAAUUUCUGUAAGGUGGCAUUCCAAGUCUUAUCUGAGUAUUUGCAACUUUUGGAUAGUUUGUCAGAGCUUUCUUCCAUACAAGAGAUGAGCCAUGAUGUUGAGGUCUGGCUAGGAAAAACUCUUCAAAAGCUGGAUUCACUGUUGUUGGGAGUGUGCCAAGCCUUCAAAGAAAAUGGCUACAUAACUGUAGUUGAUGCUUAUGCAUUAAUCGGGGAUGUUUCUGGUCUUGCUGAAAAGAUGCAAAGCUUCUUUAUGCAGGAGGUUCUUUCGGAAACUCACUCUGUUUUGAAGAAUAUUGUGCAAGAGGAUCUGGAAACUACCAGUAUGCAAAGUACUAGACUUACCUACAGUGAUCUAUGCCUUCGGAUACCUGAAUCCAAGUUUAGACAGUGUUUGUUAGCAACCUUGGCUGCAGUUUUCAAUUUGAUGUGUUCAUAUUAUGCAAUCAUGAGCUUCCAGCCGGCAAGUGAGGUUUCAGCAUGCCAAAUACUUGCUAUAAAUCAGAAGCAAGGCGAUGUUUCUGGAUUUUCAGAGGAUGUUAAGCCUGUUGAUUCCAUAACAAGAAUUUCUUCAAAUUCCCAGGCAGAUGAUGGUUUACUCUCUGAAUCCGUAGAUCGAUUGCCCAUUUUUUCGUCCAUGGAGGAACCAUCAAAAACUACCACCUCUUUAUCUGAUGCUACUGGAUCCAAUGGCUCCAUGUAUAUAGAUCCUCCUGACUCGGCUGAAGAGACAAGGGAUGGUGGGAGUGCAGCAUCAAGCAGUGGAUCCCCCUGGUUCCAGUUGCGGAAGGAUGCCACAGCAUUUGUUUCACAAACCUUACAGAGAGGCCGGAAGAAUUUUUGGCAUCUUACCACCAGCCGUGUAUCAGUGUUGCUUUCUUCUACUGCUGUUUGUUCUACCAGCAUUCACCAAUUUUUGAGAAAUUAUGAAGAACUAAAUAUCUUCAUCUUGGCUGGGGAAGCUUUUUGUGGGGUUGAAGCAGUUGAGUUCAGGCAAAAAGUGAAAGCCGUAUGCGAGAAUUAUUUUGUAGCUUUUCAUCGGCAAAAUAUAUAUGCGCUGAAAAUGGUACUAGAAAAGGAGACUUGGUUGACAAUUCCACCAGACACAAUACAAGUAGUAACUUUUGCUGGCCUUAUUGGUGACGGGGAAGCACUGAUUGCUCCAUCUGAUAACUCUCCUAAUGCUCAGGUGCUGCACUCCAAUAAAUCAACAAAUCUAGCUGAAACUGGUUCUAUUAAGAGUGGAUUUUCCCAUUGGCUUAAAAGUGGAAAUCCAUUUUCGUCGAAAUUGAGCUGUACAUCCAAGGAGCAUCACGAUAUCUAUUUACUUAAUGGAUCAGUAAUCCCUGGGGAAACUGGAAAAGUCAAUGAGAAUUCUCACAAUAACAAGUCUUCUCCAAACACUUUGUAUGUUAAUGGCAAUGCUUCUGCUUCAGAAGAUGAAAAUGAAGAUCUUCAUGCGGACUUUAUUGAUGAAGAUAGUCAACUCCCAAGCCGCAUUUCCAAACCUAAGCAUUCAAGAAACUACUCUUCACAUGGCAACGACGAAGAAAUGAGAGCACAAACAGGAUCAUCUCUUAGCCUUUUAAGGUUAAUGGAUAAAUACGCAAGGCUAAUACAGAAACUUGAGAUAGUCAAUGUUGAGUUUUUUAAGGGAAUUUGCCAGUUGUUUGGGAUUUUUUUCCAUUUUGUAUUUGAAACUUUCGGUAAUUAUCCUAGUGGAAAAAGCUCGACGGACUCCCUUACUUACCGGCUGAAGACUGCUCUAUCCAGAAUAACUCAAGAUUGUGAGCAGUGGAUAAAACCUCCAUCUGUAUCGUUUAAUUCAUCGUCACCUACAUCUUUGAAUACGUCAUUCAGCCUUACGGACGUCACACCUACUAGCCCACCCAGUACAAAUUUUGGCCACUCACCCAGCCCUUCUUCUGGUCUCAAGGAAAGAUGUGCAGGUGCCCACACUAUGUCCCUUGUUGCCCAAUUAUUGCACAGAUCUAGAGCUCAUCUUCAAUCGAUGCUUCUGCAAAAUAAUGCCGCUAUAGUUGAAGAUUUCUAUGCGCAUUUGGUGGAUGCUGUACCAGAUCUUACGCAGCAUAUUCAUAGAACAACUGCAAGAUUACUUCUUCACAUUGAUGGGUAUGUCGAUCGGAUUGCCAAUGCUAAAUGGGAAGUUAAAGAGCUUGGACUAGAGCAUAAUGGGUAUGUUGAUUUGUUGUUGGGAGAAUUUAAGCACUAUAAAACAAGGCUCACUCAUGGUGGCAUUCAGAAAGAGGUUCAAGACGUCCUCUUAGAAUAUGGGCUUGAAAUUGUUGCUGAAACACUCAUUGAAGGCCUAUCACGAGUGAAGAGGUGUAGUGAUGAGGGACGAGCUCUUAUGUCACUAGAUCUCCAGGUUUUAAUCAAUGGGCUACAGCAUUUUGUCUCCAUUAAUGUGAAACCAAAGCUACAAAUGGUUGAAACUUUCAUCAAGGCCUACUACCUUCCAGAAACGGAAUAUGUGCAUUGGGCGCGUGCUCAUCCGGAAUACAAUAAAAGUCAAAUGAUAGGGCUUGUCAAUCUUGUUGCAACGAUGAAGGGUUGGAAAAGAAAACCCAGGUUAGAAGUGUUGGAAAAGAUAGAGUCAAGCAGUUAA